Messenger RNA from Acaulospora morrowiae, 289 nucleotides. Lineage: Eukaryota; Fungi; Glomeromycota; Glomeromycetes; Diversisporales; Acaulosporaceae. The record is from the annotation of a GenBank genome assembly.
AUGGAGGAUACGCCUGUCAAUGCGGUACUUUUUAACGAUAUCAUAUUUCUUGCUGUUUGUUUCAAAACCUCGGAUCUAACCAUAAUAUGGUAUCGAAAGGCCCACGCUUUUGCAAACGCGGCUGAGGAGUUCGCGGAAAAGGAACUUUGGGCUAAAGCCAUGGAGGCCCACUUCCGUGCUGCUGAACAGUUUCUUUCGGCGAUGAACUAUACCUCAGAUCCGGAGGCGAUAAGAACCUUAAAAUUGCUUUAUGCUAAUCACACUCGACAAGGAAAGGAAUUGCAACGUC